GUGGCGGCCCGGCUGGGUCCGAGCAUCCUGCGGUCCGCGACCCGCCCGGCCCGGUCAUGGCGACAGUCCGGGCCUCGCUGCGAGGCACGCUGCUCCUUCUCGUGACCGUGGCGGGGGUCGCGGAGGUGGCAGGGGGCCUGGCCCCGGGCAGUGUAGGUGUAUUGUGCUGUAAUCAUUCAAAGGAUAACCAAAUGUGCCGUGAUGUAUGUGAACAGAUUUUCUCCUCAAAAAGUGAAUCCCGUCUAAAACAUCUGUUGCAGCGAGCCCCAGAUUAUUGUCCGGAAACAAUGGUUGAAAUUUGGAGUUGUAUGAAUUCAUCUUUGCCAGGUGUCUUUAAGAAGUCUGACAGCUGGGUUGGCUUAGGCUGCUGUGAACUGGCUAUUGCCUCAGAGUGUCGUCAGGCAUGCAAGCAGGCAUCUUCAAAGAAUGAUAUUUCCAAAGUUUGCAGAAAAGAACAUGAGAAUGCUCUUUACAGUUGCAUUAACAGAAAUGAAAUGGGCUCGGUGUGUUGCAGUUAUGCAGGUCAUCACACAAACUGCCGAGAAUACUGUCAAGCUAUUUUUCGAACAGACUCUUCGCCUGGCCCAUCGCAAAUCAAAGCUGUGGAAAAUUACUGUGCCGCUAUUAGUCCACAGUUAAUACACUGUGUGAACAAUUACACUCAAUCUUAUCCAAUGAAGAACCCAACAGAUAGUUUGUAUUGCUGUGAUAGAGCUGAAGAUCAUUCUUGCCAAAAUGCCUGCAAGAGAAUUUUGAUGUCUAAGAAAACAGAAAUGGAGAUUGUUGAUGGCCUCAUUGAGGGCUGUAAGAAGCAGCCCUUGCCUCAAGAUCCACUUUGGCACUGUUUUCUUCAAGGCUCACUAUCUCAUCACCCUGGAGUCACUGCACACCCUCCUCCCUCCACAGGCCUUGAUGGGGCUAAGUUACAUUGUUGUUCUAAAGCAAACACUUCAACCUGUAGGGAACUGUGCACUAAACUAUAUAGCAUGAGCUGGGGCAAUACACAGAGUUGGCAAGAGUUUGAUCGCUUUUGUGAAUACAAUCCAGUGGAAGUAUCCAUGUUGACUUGUUUAGCAGAUGUUCGGGAACCUUGCCAGCUGGGCUGUAGAAAUCUUACUUACUGUACUAAUUUCAACAACAGACCAACAGAACUUUUCAGGAGUUGCAAUGCUCAAUCUGAUCAAGGAGCAAUGAAUGACAUGAAGCUGUGGGAGAAAGGAAGCAUAAAGAUGCCAUUUAUAAACAUUCCCGUUCUUGACAUUAAAAAGUGCCAGCCAGAAAUGUGGAAAGCAGUAGCUUGUUCACUGCAGAUUAAACCGUGUCAUAGUAAAUCCCGGGGCAGUAUUAUUUGCAAAUCGGAUUGUAUAGAAAUUCUCAGGAAAUGUGGAGACCAAAACAAAUUUCCUGAAGACCACACAGCUGAAAGUAUUUGUGAGCUUUUAUCACCUACAGACGACCUGGAAAAUUGUAUACCUUUGGAUACAUAUCUCAGGCCAAGUACUUUAGGUAACAUUGUAGAAGAGGUAACUCAUCCCUGUAACCCAAAUCCUUGCCCUGCUAGUGAGCUCUGCGAGGUCAACAGAAAAGGAUGCCCAUUUGGAGAUCCCUGCCUUCCUUACUCUUGUGUUCAAGGUUGCAAAUUGGGGGAAGCUUCUGAUUUCGUUGUCCGUCAAGGAACAUUGAUCCAAGUGCCAUCAUCUGCAGGGGAAGUUGGUUGUUACAAAAUUUGCUCCUGUGGACAAAGUGGACUUUUAGAAAACUGUAUGGAGAUGCACUGUAUAGACCUCCAGAAGUCUUGUAUUGUUGGAGGAAAAAGAAAAAGUCAUGGAACAUCCUUUAAUAUUGACUGCAAUGUCUGUUCUUGUUUUGCUGGUAAUUUGGUAUGUUCUACCCGCCUCUGCCUCAGCGAGCAUAGUUCAGAAGAUGACCAUCGCACUUUCACAGGUCUACCUUGUAACUGCGCUGACCAGUUCGUCCCUGUGUGUGGGCAGAACGGGCGCACUUACCCCAGUGCCUGCAUUGCACGAUGUGUGGGGCUCCAGGACCAUCAGUUUGAGUUUGGAUCCUGCAUCUCAAAGGACCCAUGUAAUCCUAAUCCUUGCCCCAAAAACCAAAGAUGUGUACCAAAACCACAAGUCUGCCUGACAACUUUUGAUAAAUUUAGAUGUAGCCAGUAUGAAUGUUUGCCAAGACAGCUCUCCUGUGACCAGGCCCGUGAUCCUGUUUGUGACACAGACCAUACGGAGCACAAUAAUCUCUGCACUUUAUACCAAAGAGGAAAAACCCUCUCUUACAAAGGCCUGUGCCAGCCCUUCUGCAGUGUCACAGAGCCGGUGUGUGGACACAAUGGUGAGACCUACAGCAGUGUGUGUGCUGCCUACUCAGACCGAGUGGCCAUCGAUUACCACGGCCCCUGCCAGGCGGUCGGCGUCCUCUCCGAGUACAGUUCCAUUGCAGAGUGUGCUGCUGUGAAGUGUCCUCCACUUUCUGCAACAGGGUGCAAACCCAUCAUCCCACCGGGUGCUUGUUGCCCAUUAUGUGCUGGGAUGUUAAGAGUUUUAUUUGACAAGGAAAAACUGGAUACUAUUGCCAAGGUAACAAACAAAAAGCCAAUAACAGUUCUGGAAAUACUUGAGAAAAUCCGCAUGCACGUGUCUGUCCCACAGUGUGAUGUAUUUGGAUACUUCAGCAUUGAAUCAGAAAUUGUCAUCCUGAUCAUUCCAGUCGAUCAUUAUCCAAAAGCUCUGCAGAUUGAGGCCUGCAAUAAAGAAGCGGAAAAGAUUGAAUCUCUUAUCAACUCUGACAGCCCUACUCUGACAUCCCACGUCCCUCUCUCCGCCCUUAUCAUUUCCCAGGUACAGGUGUCCAGCAGCAUGCCCUCAGCUGGCAUCAGAGCCAGAUCUCCACGUCACGCUUGCCUCUUCCUCUUCAGCCUGAUCCUUGCCUUGCACUUGUUCUGGGCACAUCACUGAAUGCCCACAAAAGGUGCAUAAUGUUCCCUUAUCAAAUGUUUCUACUUGUGAAAGACAUUCAGGACUGCUGGUGUGAGUUGAGUAGUGGCCGAGUAAAAGCACACGUCACCUCUGUUCACCACACAGUAUUUUUUAAAUCUACCAAUAAUAGAGUUUUAUUUUUGCAAAUGUUAUUCCCCCAAGGACUAAUGUAUCUUUCUCAUGGAUUCUCUGUGAAUUCCACCUUAUUCAUCAGAUGGAUCCUCCACUCUAAAACCGAUUUAAUGUCACUGGUAAAUACUAAUGAUGGUUCUCUUUUUAGAAAGAUAACUUGGCUGUCUAUCGGUUUCACAUCACAGACAUUUCAUUAAGCAUUAAGGUUUCUCUGUGGAUUUGUUUACAGAUAAUUAUUCUAUCCAUGAACUAAGUGGUAAUAGUAUAAAAUAUUUAAGUAUAAAAUGAUAAUAAAGCAUCUUUAAAAUUAUAGAUCAUCAGUCAGACUUAAAUAAUUUACAGGAAUUGGAUUCAGAAACCCAACAGUUGUGUCAAGCAAAAACAAGGUGAUCACAUGACACACAAUUCUUUAUUGUAAGUGAUCUUCUUCGCUGUCACUGAUGCCUCUAUGACUUUUGUGAAAGGGAGAAGUACCUUGCCUCAAAACAUCCUGCAUUUUGCCAUUUUUAUAUUAACCAGAUAUAUAUUCUUAUGUAUUCUGAUUUAGAGUGUUUAAACAUCAGCCUUUAAACCAUUUGCUGCUACUUAUAUAAGAAGCCCCCCAAAAAGUGAACUAAUUAGUAGUUCAUGUAAAUAAAUACAUGCCUUUUCUAUUUUAUUAUGAAGGUGAAUAGCCAUAUUUGUAAAAUGACAAUCAUGUGUGUUAACUCAGUAUUUUCCGUUCAUGAAGACACAUUUGCUUUUUGUGAUAUGCACAAUGUAGAUAAGUGUUCUGACUUUUUUAUAUAGAAUUAUAAAGAAUUAAGGUUUAUAAUUAUAUUUAAAAUGUCAAUCUAAGUAUUAAAAUGUUUUGCAUGUUGUCUAAGAAAUCGAGUACUUUGAUUGUUUCACAGUUUGAAAUAAGCUAUACAAUGUAAUACUUAUUUUUUGUAUGCACCUGAAUUUAGAUUUUACAUGAAGUAUUUUUUCAGUAUUAUAUGUACCUUCUGAAAUAUAUAUGAAUAUGCUUAUUAUACCAAAAUGUUGAAAAAUGGGCACUUAAAGCUUCCAAAAUAUCUCAAUGCUGAUGUAGCAUGUUUGUUGCAAUUUUUUGUAUAAAUGUCUUCAAUGCAAUAUACUGGAAAGCUUUUCUAUUUUAAUAAAAAUAAUUUUAUAUGAU
Elephantulus edwardii (Cape elephant shrew) is the source of this 4284-nucleotide messenger RNA. RefSeq names its product reversion-inducing-cysteine-rich protein with kazal motifs (gene RECK). Gene Ontology annotation, molecular function: protein binding; metalloendopeptidase inhibitor activity. Gene Ontology annotation, cellular component: plasma membrane. The record is from RefSeq and is a predicted model, not a curated record. Bases 57 to 2972 code for a protein of 971 amino acids. The transcript has 21 exons. Gene Ontology annotation, biological process: extracellular matrix organization; sprouting angiogenesis; blood vessel maturation. Lineage: Eukaryota; Metazoa; Chordata; Mammalia; Macroscelidea; Macroscelididae.